CCUUACCUGACAGUGCCACAAGUGAAUGAUCAAUGCACUGUUCCCGGAUCAGCUACUGCCACAGUAAGCUGGAAUGCAGUAUCUGGCCUGAACACAGGCGGAGAAGUUGUCCAAUGUAUGGAAGCUUCACUGUUUGUGCCUCUUGACGGAGGCGUAGCUUUCGGUUUGGGAGCCCACACCGUGAACUGCCAGGUCAACAACAGUGGCAAUUGUCCUGUUAUGAAAGGCUUCACAUUUAAUGUUCUCGCAUCACCAUCAAUCAACGUACCGGAAGAUUUUGGUCACUGUACCCCAGCGGGACAGAUAUAUAAUUCAUAUACAGUCACGUGGGAUAGAGUAACUGCUACCAACACCAACGGUCAACCCAUUCUGUGUUUGGAGGGAAACAGGCAAGUGUUUCUCAACGGGGGAUCCUUUGGGGUUGGAUCUCACACCAUCACCUGCUCAGUUACCAACAAUGAUGGAUGCACCUCAGAGAAAAGCUUCACAUUUAAUGUCGUGGCAUCGCCGUACCUGACAGUGCCGGCAGUGAGAGAUCAAUGCACAACUUCUGGAUUGACCUCUGCAACAGUGAACUGGGCCUCGGUAUCUGGUGAGAACACCGAUGGACAACCAAUCGUUUGUUCAACUCCAGGUUUAUCUUCAGUCCCCCUCGGCGGAGGUGUGGCAUUUGGGGCUGGAGUUCACACCAUUACCUGUGAGGUCACCAACAAUGCCAAUUGCCUUGCAUCAAGGAGCUUCUCAUUUAAUGUCCACAGUGAGUAG
Acanthaster planci (crown-of-thorns starfish) is the source of this 765-nucleotide messenger RNA. RefSeq lists its product as uncharacterized. Gene Ontology annotation, molecular function: calcium ion binding; protein binding. Lineage: Eukaryota; Metazoa; Echinodermata; Asteroidea; Valvatida; Acanthasteridae. The record is from RefSeq and is a predicted model, not a curated record. Gene Ontology annotation, biological process: cell-matrix adhesion.